This is a messenger RNA of Xenia sp. Carnegie-2017, 1127 nucleotides long. RefSeq lists its product as uncharacterized. NCBI's taxonomy places the organism in Eukaryota, Metazoa, Cnidaria, Anthozoa, Malacalcyonacea, Xeniidae. The record is from RefSeq and is a predicted model, not a curated record. The transcript has 10 exons. The annotation marks the transcript as partial.
AGUGUCUUAGCCUUGGUUUGCACGUAAUUAUCAAUAUUGUUGAUCUUUGAUGAGAAUUUCGUAUUCGCUGUUCCUAAUCCAAAGCAUUUUAAAAGAUGCUGACCAAAGUCCUGGUGUUGAUUUAAAAAUAAUGUAUGAUAUUGGAUGUGUAUUAUCAUCACAUUUAAAGGCAAACAAGAGGCAUGACAUUUUGUCAAAAGUGUCAAUUUCGGUGCCGAUAUUUCAUUGUUAUGGACACAAGGCUUCAUGCCAGGUCAAGUUCAGUCCUAGAAGGCUCGAUGGUUUUGGUCUUACAGAUGGUGAGGCUAUUGAAAGGCUCUGGGCUUACCUUCGUGGGUUCUCAGCCAUUACUAAGGAGAUGUCUGCCAGUAGAAGAGUAGAUCUUUUGACAGACGCUCUUCUUCACUUAUCUCGAAGAAAUUUUAGCAAUGCAGGAAAAUCGUUAACGUCGAAGCUUAAAAAAUGUCUACAACUUAAAAUUAAAACGCAACAGGAAAUGAAGGAUUUAUUUAGCGAACUACCUGUGACGUACGAUCCUGAAAUUGUUUGUCAGUGGGAGGCCAGAGAGAAGGAAAUUAUGUCAAGAGUCUACCCAGAACAUAAAGAAAUCACGGAGAACUGGAAAGUGACGUACGUUCAAAAGCUACUGCAUUUUAAACAACUAAGUGCUACAUCAUUCGGAUGCUUUGAAGAAAACCAGGAGAUAACAGCUGAAGAUUACUCAAUUCAUCAGAUGUCGAAAAAACUAUACCAGUUUCGAAAGAUUUUAAAAGAUAUUGAACGAAAGCAUUCUGUAAAAGAAAGAUGGAAACCUGGUCAUCCUAAUUUUGACGUCGUCGCAUUGCAAGUCAUACAAAGAAAACGAAACGAUACUAUCGGAGCUUUACAUGGACUUUCCAUAGAAAGGCAUUUCUUAAUAACAUUGAAAAAGUAUGCAGAUGGUCAGAAAAUUGCCACUCGCUUGUCCAGGCAAAUCACCAAGAUCACGAACAAGAUGAAAUUAACAAUUGAGAAACACAAUGCUGCCAUUGAUUCUCUUCGUGAUUUUAUAAACAGUUUACCCGAUCGUCUGACAUUUGACAACGCGAAAGAUCCUACAUCAGACCUUUAUGAGGGAAUUGAGUCUG